Acinonyx jubatus (cheetah) is the source of this 5379-nucleotide messenger RNA. It is a transcript of the gene PDS5A, whose product is annotated as PDS5 cohesin associated factor A. Bases 191 to 4204 code for a protein of 1337 amino acids. NCBI's taxonomy places the organism in Eukaryota, Metazoa, Chordata, Mammalia, Carnivora, Felidae. The record is from RefSeq and is a predicted model, not a curated record. The transcript has 33 exons. Gene Ontology annotation, cellular component: nucleus; chromatin. Gene Ontology annotation, biological process: mitotic sister chromatid cohesion; DNA repair.
GGCGGCGGGACCCGCGGAGCCGCUUUGUGUGCAGCCCGACGAGGGGCGGCGGCGCAACCACCUGACAGAGGCCCGGGCGCUCGAUGCACCUUCCGCCCGCAUGAGGAGGAGGAGGUAAAGGCGGCGGCGGCGGCUCGGCUCCCGCCCUCGAGGCCGGUAGAGGACUGUGAAAGAAAAGUUGUCCCCCAGGAUGGACUUCACCGCGCAGCCCAAGCCUGCCACUGCCCUCUGUGGCGUCGUGAGUGCAGAUGGGAAGAUCGCUUACCCGCCGGGGGUAAAGGAGAUCACCGACAAGAUCACCACGGAUGAAAUGAUCAAGCGACUGAAGAUGGUAGUAAAAACUUUUAUGGAUAUGGAUCAGGACUCAGAAGACGAAAAACAGCAGUAUCUCCCACUAGCCUUGCAUCUUGCAUCUGAAUUUUUCCUCAGGAAUCCCAAUAAAGAUGUGCGUCUCCUUGUAGCAUGUUGUUUGGCUGACAUCUUUCGAAUCUAUGCCCCAGAAGCUCCGUAUACUUCCCACGAUAAACUUAAGGACAUAUUUUUGUUUAUUACCAGACAAUUAAAAGGUUUGGAGGAUACAAAGAGUCCACAGUUUAAUAGAUACUUUUAUUUAUUAGAGAACUUAGCUUGGGUUAAAUCAUAUAACAUCUGCUUCGAAUUGGAAGAUUGCAAUGAAAUUUUUAUUCAACUUUUUAGGACUCUCUUCUCAGUGAUCAACAAUAGCCACAAUAAAAAGGUACAAAUGCACAUGCUAGACUUGAUGAGUUCUAUCAUCAUGGAAGGUGAUGGAGUUACUCAAGAAUUAUUGGACUCCAUUCUUAUUAACCUCAUUCCUGCACAUAAGAACUUAAAUAAACAGUCCUUUGACCUUGCAAAAGUCCUGUUGAAAAGGACAGUCCAGACUAUUGAGGCAUGCAUUGCCAAUUUUUUCAAUCAAGUCCUGGUGCUGGGAAGAUCAUCAGUAAGUGAUUUGUCAGAACAUGUAUUUGAUCUGAUUCAGGAACUUUUUGCGAUAGAUCCGCAUUUAUUAUUAUCUGUCAUGCCGCAGCUUGAAUUCAAACUAAAGAGCAAUGAUGGAGAAGAACGAUUAGCUGUUGUUCGACUUUUAGCUAAAUUGUUUGGUUCUAAAGAUUCUGAUUUGGCAACACAGAAUCGUCCUCUUUGGCAAUGUUUUCUUGGACGAUUUAAUGACAUUCACGUUCCUGUGAGAUUAGAAAGUGUGAAAUUUGCCAGCCACUGUUUAAUGAAUCACCCAGAUUUAGCAAAGGAUCUCACAGAAUAUUUGAAAGUUAGAUCACAUGAUCCAGAAGAAGCAAUUCGUCAUGAUGUCAUUGUUACUAUAAUAACAGCUGCCAAAAGAGACCUUGCCUUAGUGAAUGAUCAGCUACUUGGCUUUGUAAGGGAAAGAACACUGGAUAAACGGUGGCGAGUAAGAAAAGAAGCUAUGAUGGGUCUUGCUCAGCUUUAUAAGAAAUACUGUCUUCAUGGUGAAGCAGGAAAAGAAGCUGCAGAGAAAGUCAGCUGGAUAAAGGACAAGCUUUUGCAUAUUUAUUAUCAGAAUAGCAUCGAUGACAAACUGUUGGUAGAGAAAAUCUUUGCUCAGUAUCUUGUCCCCCACAACCUGGAAACAGAAGAGAGAAUGAAAUGCUUAUAUUAUUUAUAUGCUAGUUUGGAUCCAAAUGCUGUCAAAGCUCUCAAUGAAAUGUGGAAGUGUCAGAACAUGCUCAGAAGUCAUGUACGAGAACUAUUGGAUUUGCACAAGCAACCUACAUCAGAGGCUAACUGUUCUGCCAUGUUUGGAAAACUGAUGACCAUAGCAAAGAAUUUGCCUGACCCUGGGAAAGCACAAGAUUUUGUGAAGAAAUUUAAUCAGGUUCUCGGUGAUGAUGAGAAAUUGCGGUCUCAGCUGGAGUUAUUAAUCAGUCCAACCUGUUCUUGCAAACAGGCAGAUGUUUGUGUGAGAGAAAUAGCUCGAAAACUUGCAAAUCCUAAGCAGCCAACAAACCCUUUUCUAGAGAUGGUCAAAUUUCUGUUGGAAAGAAUUGCACCUGUGCACAUUGAUUCAGAAGCCAUAAGUGCACUGGUAAAACUGAUGAAUAAAUCAAUAGAGGGAACAGCAGAUGAUGAAGAGGAGGGUGUAAGUCCAGAUACAGCUAUUCGUUCAGGACUUGAACUUCUUAAGGUUCUGUCUUUCACACAUCCUACCUCGUUCCACUCUGCAGAGACAUAUGAGUCCCUGUUACAGUGCCUCAGAAUGGAAGAUGACAAGGUAGCAGAAGCUGCUAUACAAAUUUUUAGAAAUACAGGCCACAAAAUAGAAACAGACCUACCCCAGAUACGAUCGACCUUAAUUCCCAUUUUACAUCAGAAAGCAAAGAGAGGUACUCCACACCAAGCAAAACAGGCUGUUCAUUGUAUACAUGCCAUAUUCACCAAUAAAGAAGUCCAGCUUGCACAGAUUUUUGAGCCACUCAGUAGGAGUCUGAAUGCUGAUGUACCAGAACAACUUAUAACUCCAUUAGUUUCAUUGGGCCACAUUUCUAUGUUAGCACCAGAUCAAUUUGCUUCCCCAAUGAAAUCUGUAGUAGCAAAUUUUAUUGUGAAAGAUCUGCUAAUGAAUGACAGGUCAACAGGUGAGAAGAAUGGAAAAUUAUGGUCUCCAGAUGAAGAGGUUUCCCCUGAAGUACUAGCAAAGGUACAGGCAAUUAAACUUCUGGUAAGGUGGCUGUUGGGUAUGAAAAACAACCAGUCUAAAUCUGCCAAUUCAACUCUUCGAUUAUUAUCAGCGAUGUUGGUUAGUGAGGGUGACCUGACAGAGCAAAAGAGAAUCAGUAAAUCUGAUAUGUCUCGCUUGCGAUUAGCUGCUGGUAGUGCCAUAAUGAAGCUUGCUCAGGAACCUUGUUACCAUGAAAUUAUAACCCCCGAACAGUUUCAGCUCUGUGCACUUGUUAUUAAUGAUGAGUGCUACCAAGUAAGGCAGAUAUUUGCUCAGAAGUUGCAUAAGGCACUUGUGAAGUUACUACUCCCAUUGGAGUACAUGGCGAUCUUUGCCUUGUGUGCCAAAGAUCCUGUGAAGGAGAGAAGAGCACAUGCACGACAGUGUUUACUAAAAAAUAUCAGUAUACGCAGGGAGUACAUUAAACAGAAUCCCAUGGCUACUGAGAAAUUAUUAUCACUGUUGCCUGAAUAUGUAGUUCCAUACAUGAUUCACCUGCUAGCCCAUGAUCCAGAUUUUACAAGAUCACAAGAUGUUGACCAGCUUCGUGAUAUUAAAGAGUGCCUAUGGUUCAUGCUUGAAGUUUUAAUGACAAAGAAUGAAAACAAUAGUCAUGCCUUUAUGAAGAAGAUGGCAGAGAACAUCAAGUUAACAAAAGAUGCCCAGUCUCCAGAUGAAUCCAAGACAAAUGAAAAACUUUAUACAGUAUGUGAUGUGGCUCUGUGUGUUAUAAAUAGUAAAAGUGCUUUGUGCAAUGCAGACUCACCAAAGGAUCCAGUCCUCCCAAUGAAAUUUUUUACACAACCUGAAAAGGACUUCUGUAAUGACAAGAGUUAUAUUUCAGAAGAGACCAGAGUGCUUCUGUUAACAGGAAAGCCAAAACCUGCUGGAGUACUAGGUGCAGUAAACAAGCCUUUAUCAGCAACAGGAAGAAAACCAUAUGUUAGAAGCACCGGAGCUGAGACUGGAAGCAACAUUAAUGUAAAUUCAGAGCUGAACCCUUCAACCGGAAACCGAUCAAGGGAACAGAGUUCAGAGGCAGUAGAAACUGGAGUUAGUGAAAAUGAAGAGAACCCUGUGAGAAUUAUUUCUGUCACUCCUGUAAAGAAUAUUGAUCCGGUAAAGAAUAAGGAAAUUAAUUCUGAUCAGACUACCCAGGGCAACAUCAGCAGUGACCGAGGAAAGAAAAGAACAGUAACCGCAGCUGGUGCAGAGAAUAUUCAACAAAAAACAGAUGAGAAAGUAGAUGAAUCAGGACCACCUGCCCCUUCAAAACCCAGGAGAGGACGUCGACCGAAGUCUGAAUCUCAGGGCAAUGCAACCAAAAAUGAUGAUAUAAAUAAACCUCUUGGCAAAGGAAGAAAGAGAGCUGCAGUCAGUCAGGAAAGCCCUGGGGGUCUGGAAGCAGGUAAUGCCAAAGCACCCAAACUGCAAGACAUAGCCAAAAAGGCAACACCAGCAGAGAGACAAAUUGACUUACAAAGGUAAAAAGAAAACUCACUUGCAAAGGGAGAAAAUGAAGGCCAAACAGAAGCAGACUCCAGCUUCUGCAAAAACUUGGAUUCAAAAUGUCCCUGAACAGAAAAUGAAGUUAACUUCAGAACACACUUUCUGCCUUGAAAACUGAAACUAUUACUUCCUUUUCACAUGACCACAAGUCCUUUGAUGGAAAUGUACAGCAGAAACUCUUGAGAGAGAGGCUAAAAGCAACUCUAUCCUACCCUCCCCUCAGACUUUUCUUAGGAGAAGUCAAUAAUUAAGCAAAUUGCUUAACACUUGGUUCCAGUUCCUGCAUAUCUGGAGUUUAAAGGCAUAAUACACCAUUAAUUUCCAUGCUGCGGUUUUUAUUUUAAAGAAAGUAACAGGAUGUCCUUACACUGACACUGAAAAUUCAUCAAUUUUAGAGCCAGGAAUUCCCGUGUUACACAAGAAAAAAAAUAGAAGUCUACUGAAUUAAUUUUUUAGAAGAAAAGAAAUCAGAUUAAAUAUUUCUUUGUUUUUCCUUUUGGAAACUUUUAUGUAUAAUUCUUUCUGCCUGCCUACUUUUCUGCAAAAAUGAGAUGUACAGAUUUCAGUUCCCUGCUAUGAAAAGUGAUGUGGUGGCAAUUUUAUAAAUGUUGCUUUCUGAUUUUUAUCAGAGUGAGAAAAUAAUUAAAAUUAUUAUUGAUUUCAUAUCACUUCAUAUUUUGAUUUCCCCUCCAUUUUAGUUUAAUAUAAUUUGCAAUAAAUGUACAUAUUGUUGUUUGUUUCGUAAAGCAUAUCACUUUAAAAUGGUUUUUACUCCUGUGAUUAUGUUGAAAUAUUUGGAAUUUUAAAGGAGUAAAGACUGCCCAGCAUUUGGUUUUAUAAUGUUUGUCACCAGAUUUUUAUUAUUGAUGUAAAGAAAAAGUCAAUUUUUUAAAAUAGUUGGACUUUGGCAGCUUUGUAAGGAAAGUUGGAAGUGUUCAGGAUUGCUAUCAAUUUUCAGCAUUGUGCUGUUGGGAAAUAAGUAUUUUGCUUUUGUCUGCCGGUCUGGGCUCAGUUUUUAUGUUUAUUUUAGAAGACGACUGUUGCAUCAAUAUAUUGUUUCUUGGCAUAUUGUUCAGCAUAGGUAGUGUGUGCACUCUUUGUGUACACAUCAUCAUAUUUAAGUUUUUGCAUAAAAUAAAUGCUUCUAGAUGUCA